This is a messenger RNA of Rasamsonia emersonii CBS 393.64, 840 nucleotides long. RefSeq lists its product as uncharacterized. The record is from RefSeq and is a predicted model, not a curated record. The coding region runs from base 1 to 840 and encodes 279 amino acids. Lineage: Eukaryota; Fungi; Ascomycota; Eurotiomycetes; Eurotiales; Trichocomaceae. The transcript has a single exon.
AUGCCUCAGGGAAGGGGUGAACACAGUGAGGGAGAUCCACGCUGCAUCAUCAAUUCCAUGAACGAAGACAAGGAGCCUCAUGGCUACCUCAUCCACGCCAACUGCUGGACGUUUAUCGAGCAGAUGAUCGGCCCGCGCGCAGAACAGCAUCUCGAGCUCUUCCUUCGCGUGCUGCGGAUCCGGUGGCAGGAGAAUCCGUUCGAGCUGAGCAGAUACGUCCGCGUCGACUACGGCGUCGUGCGGGAGGAUCCCGAGAACGACUGGGACCAGGACGAACUGCUCGAGAAAUACGGCGUUGAUUACCGCAUGCCCGAGUUCUUCGGCCUGAGGGAGGACAACCGCGUUUACCACCGUGCGCGCAGCAUGUUUCUCGCCAAGUACAUGUUCCCCGUCUGGGAUCCCCUGGACAUUCCUGCCGUCCACGAGCUUUUCCGCAAGGCCGCCGAAGCUCGUGCGAGGGAAACCGUGAAGCGAAAGACCAGGAAAUGGUGCCCUCUGCUGCAGCUCCCGAUCGAGCACCUGAGAGCCCCAAGUUCCGUGCUGCCUCCCGAGAUCAAAGAUCUGAUCCUCGACCAUCUGCCUUAUCACAAGGACGUUCGAAACGCGCUCUACGCGUUUGGGUGGAAGAUUCCAGACUCCUACUGGCGCUCCCGGUUCCCACGCGACAUCAUCUUCGAGAUUAACCACGAGCUGGAUCCAAAGGUGGAGGUCGACUGGAAGUUUCUCUGCCUGAAGGCGGAGGAGCUCCUGGAGACGUCGCAAAGUCUCCUGAAUCGGCAGCGGAUCUUUCGCGUCCUGGAGGGGACAAAGAAGUUGUUCUUUGAGAUGGAUUCUCCCUAA